Messenger RNA from Pseudophryne corroboree (corroboree frog), 6956 nucleotides. RefSeq names its product zinc finger C3H1-type containing (gene ZFC3H1). Gene Ontology annotation, cellular component: nucleus; exosome (RNase complex). Gene Ontology annotation, biological process: RNA processing. The record is from RefSeq and is a predicted model, not a curated record. Gene Ontology annotation, molecular function: protein binding. Bases 215 to 6082 code for a protein of 1955 amino acids. The transcript has 35 exons. Lineage: Eukaryota; Metazoa; Chordata; Amphibia; Anura; Myobatrachidae.
CUCAUCCGCCCACAACCGCUGAGCACAUGAGACGCGUCACCUGACGCCGGAAAAUACCCUACCGCGGGACUUGGGUGACGCGUGUAAUGAGCAGAUCUCGCGAGAGUGCUGAGUGCUCCCGGUAGUAGCGGCUGCUUCAGCAGCCAGGCAGGCCCGGAUCUCGCAGCAACAGCUGACUGUACGCAGCGCACACUGUCCCCGGCCGCCCAGCGCCAUGUCUGAGCCGGGGCCGCGUCCCGCCUCACCGCGAGAGGAAGGCGAGCUGGAGGACGGGGAGAUCAGCGAUGACAGCGUCCGGCCCGAUAGCCCCCUGCUCGUCCGGCACCGACACAGCUCCCGCACCCUUCCUCAGCAGUACCGCAGCCGCCCUCAUAGGCCCCCGCCGCCUCACGCCUACAGACCGAAGAUGCAGUACCGGCCGCCUCCCCGGAUGCAGCAGCCACCUCCGCCGCCUUCCCUGGGAAACUGCGGACCGAGGUCCUCGUUCUGGGAGCGUAGCUACGACACGCUGGGCCGGUUCCGCUCCCGGGGCAGAGGGAGGCGGCCCUGGGACCAAGGCUGGGGUGAGCGAGGAGUGAAGCCGGGCGGCCAGAGACCAAACAGCUCCCCAUGGGGGGAUCCAUCACCCAGGAAACUUAAAAGUAUUGUGAGGUCUCCACCGAGGAAAGCUCGUCUAUUGAAAAAUGAAAGCUGUGAAGAGAGCUUUGAAGAUCUGCUUUAUAAAUAUAAGCAGAUAAAACUUGAACUUGAGUCUAUUAACAAGGAUGAGAAACUAGCUCUCAAAGCAGACCAUGUAAAAGGGGAAACUGUUUUGGAAAACACUGUAGAACAAACUUUUCAAGAAGACAAAUGUACUGCUGCUGAGGUGGUGCCUGUGUUACUGAUUGAAGAGAAACCUCCUGUAAAGUCAUUUCAGGCUUUUGAGCUUAAACCCCUCAGGCAAAAGUUAAAACCUGUUACUGAGCAAAAGAAACAAAGCAUUGUGGAAGAAACCAGCUUGAUUGAAGAUGUGAAGGAAGUCGCUAAACCUGUGCAAGAACCUGAUAAGAUUGAGCUGGCUAUUUCGUGUGAUGUCAACACUGCAGAUGAAACCACUGUGAUAAAGAAACCUGUUGGCGAGGAAGAGGAAUUGUCAGAACUCCAUUUGCGCCUCCUGGCUUUGCAAUCUGCAAGUAAAAAAUGGCAGCAGAAAGAACAAUUGGUGAUGAAAGAAGGCAAAGAAAAACUAUCAAAGGGCAAGACGGAGCCACAGAAAGAGAAGGGCAAGGCGGAGCAGGAGAAGUGCAAGGCGGAGCAGGAGAAGGGCAAGACAGAACUGCAGAAGGGUAAGGCAGAGCCACAGAAGGAGAAGGGCAAGGCGGAGCUGCAGAAGGAGAAGGGCAGCACAAACUGUCUUUUGUCACGCAAAACUAACAGUGCAGCUUAUGCAGCCAAACAGGCAUUGAGAAGGCAACAAACCAAAGCAUGGAAAAAGUUGCAACAACAGAAAGCUGAAGAAAAGAGCCAAGCGGAAGAGGAGAAAAAGCAACAAGCAGAGGAGGAGGAGAGAAGAAAAAGAGAAGAAGAAAUACGGAAGAUUAGAGAUCUCUCAAAUCAGGAAGAGCAAUAUAACAGAUUUAUGAAACUUGUAGGAGAAAAGACCAAGAGGAGCAAGUCUUUUGACGCAGAUCAAAAACGAUCUGAUAAGCACAGUUUGGAAAGUUCUGGAACUAUCUACCAGUAUGAUAACUAUGAAGAGGUGGCGAUGGACACAGACAGUGAAACCAAUUCUCCAGGGGCAUCUCCCACAAGAUUACCUUAUUCUACUGGAGGAAAUGUCCCAUCAGGUUUUUGUGUAGCUGAUGAAUUUCUUUCGAAAGUAUGGCCUCCUCGUUGCGAGGGCCAAAUGUAUGAUCCAGUGAUUUCCAGAAAUUCUCUUGAAGUGCCUCUCCCACUUCCUCCUCUUCCACCUGAAGAGCCAGAGCAACCUCCUAAGCCUCCUUUUGCAGAUGAAGAGGAGGAAGAGGAAAUGUUACUACGUGAAGAACUUUUGAAGUCUUUGGCUAACAAAAGGACUCACAAACCAGAGGAACCUACUAGUAACAGCCAAACUCCAUCACCACCUCUACUCUCAAAUAUUAUGCCAGUACCAAGGAUCAACCUAACAGCCAGCGUUAACUCUUCAUCACAUCGCAAGACGUCCACUCAGAUAGUAAGAGUUCUGAGACCUAUCAGACGUGUGAUAAAGCUCCCAAAACAUAAGUCAGUAGUUGUAACCCUGAAUGCAUCGGAUGACAGUGAAUCUGAUGGAGAACCAGCUAGUUCAGCCCUUGGAGUAUUCGGAGGACUGGAAUCUAUGAUCAGAGAGGCCAGAAGAACAGCAGAAGCAUCCAAACCAAAAGCUCCUACUAAUUCUGAAAAAGAAAAUGACCCAAUGAGGACUCCUGAUGCAUUACCGGAUGACAAAAAAAUGGAAUACCGUCUCUUGAAGGAAGAGAUUGCCAGUAGAGAAAAACAAAAGCUCUUUAAACCUGACCAGUCAAAAGCAAGUUCAUCACCAGCUAAUUCUGACAUAGAAGUUGAUGGAAACAGAAGACCUGUGAGGGAUCCAAAGGUGACAGAAGUGGAGUCCAGGCACAUGAAACAAAAAAUGCUCCUAUUAAAGGAUGAGUCUCUCUUAAAAAAUUUGUUGCAACAAGAGGAAAAGAAAAAGGAAUCUAUCAAAACCGCAGAGUUAAAAAUUGCCAGACUCACUGAGCAGCUACAUGCAACGGAGAAGUUCCUGAAUGCUAAUCAGAUGUUCCUGGAGAGGUUGCAAGAACAGAUUGGUAAAGUACAGCACAGAGUUAAAGUAAAAAGGAGUAUUGCUCUAAAAUCUGGAGAAGAAAUUGCACGGGCAAAAGCACUGGCCAGUCAAGAGCUUGGCAAGCGAAAACUGGAGCCUAUCAGUAUUAUUGCAAAUAAAAUAUUUAAAUCAGAUACUGGUGUGGUGGGCAGCCCCAACAGACAGUCUGCAGAAGCUAUUGCGUUGGAGAAAAAACGACUGCAAGAACUGGAACAGGAAUAUGCUCUUAAAAUUCAAAAGCUAAAAGAAAUGCAAGCCAAAAAAGAGCAGGCUGUACACCAUCCCACUGUGGUAGAAGAGCAGCCAGAAUUUGUACUCCCACAGCCUUCUCUUCAUGACCUCUCUCAAGACAAAAUAACAUUGGACACUGAGGAAAAUGAGCUUGAAGAUGAAGAAUUGGCAAUCUCUGUUAAAGAACGGAGGAGAUCAUUCCGUGACUCAAACUCUUUUACCAAACCUAACCUAAAGCACGCAGAGCUUACGCCUUAUAAGGAGAGCUCUAGCAUGCCUUCCAAGGUGACAGCAGAGGAAGCAGAACUGUUCUUGGGAUUAAAUAUUGAUGAGCUUAGGAAACUACAUUCAAGCACUGGUAACCUAACCGAGCUGCUUUCAAAGGGUGACGCACUACUAGUGUCUCAGGAUAAGCUCGCCUCAGGGAAGGAAAUACCGGUGGAUGUAGAAUUAUUUGCAACACAAACAAAACAGAUUGAUGCAAAACCGUUGCCUUUUGGUCACUAUCGCAGUCCACUUCUUGCUUUUAAAUCUUAUAGGUUUAGUCCAUAUUUCCGUACAAAGGAGAAAUUACUGCUAAGCUCUGUGUCUUACAGCAAUAUGAUCGAGCCAAAAACUUUUUUCUGUCGAUUUGAUCUUACUGGUACUUGUAACGAUGAUGACUGUCAGUGGCAGCAUAUGCGUGAUUGCACAUUAAGCAGGAAACAACUGUUUCAAGAUAUUUUGUCUUACAACUUGGACUUGAUUGGAUGUUCGGAGAAAAGCACAGAUGAGGAAAUUAUAACUGCAUCUGAAAAAUAUGUUGAUAAACUCUUUGGUAUAAAUCGAGAUCGCAUGUCAAUGGAUCUGAUGUCUGUUCUUCUUGUUAGUUAUGUCAAUGAAAGCAGAAAUCACACACCACCACACACAACUUGUAAAGAAAAAAGAAUAUGGAAGCCUAUGUAUUGGAAAAAGCCAGUUGUUGAUAGUAGCAGCUGUGAUGAAGAUGAUGGUUCAAAAGUGGUUAACUCUGCACGUCUCCCGCAGCCCAAAACAAAAGUUCCUAUUCAUGAUGCUGUUGUCACUCCAGACGAUGUCAGAUAUUUUACAAAUGAGACAGAUGACCUUACCAACCUGGAGGCAAGUGUGCUUGAAAAUCCUCAAGAUAUACAACUAUGGCUCAAAUUGGCAUACAAGUGCUUAAAUCAGAAUGAGGGGACGUCCUCAGAGUGUUUGGACUCCUCAUUAAAUGUGUUAUCCCGGGCACUGGAGCAUAAUAGAGAUAAUCCAGAGAUCUGGAGCCACUACCUCAAACUGUUCUCCAAAAGAGGAUCUAGAGAAGAAAUAGAGGAAAUGUGUGAAACAGCUGUAGAAUAUGCUCCUUCUUAUCAGAUUUGGUGGAUGUUCCUGACCUUGGAGAAUUCCUUUGAGGGGAAGGAUCAAGUGUGCAACCGAACAUUGCAGUACCUGAUGCGGAAAACAGAGGAAGAUGAAAAAUCUGACCUGCUUUCAUUGCAGUGUCUAGAAAUGUUGCUGUACCGAGUACAUUUGCACCUGUUUACAGGAAGAGUGCAAAAUGCUCUUUCCAUUUUACAGAAUGCUUUAAGGUCUCCUUCUGAGAAGAGUAUAGCAGAUCACCUUACUCCCAAGGAUCGCUGCUUAGCAUGGCUUUCUUACAUUCACCUCAUGGAGUUCGGUAGUCUGCCUGAUUUCUAUGACUCAACAAUUUCAAACCCCUCCAGGGUAGUUAACAAGGAGCCGUCUCUAAUACCUUGGCUGAGUCCCCAAAGUGUAACGACUGAUCCUAUCAUGUUGCUUGCUCUAUUUGAAGCUGCUGUAUUUUCUUGUUCGGAUGAAGGCUUGCAUACCAAGGAAAGAAUAGAAGUUUGUCUGCCACUUUAUAAAAAUAUGAUCUCACUCCAUCUUAUGCUUAACAGGCAUGUUGCAGCGGUGAGUCUUUGUAAGCAGCUGCUGGAGAGUUCUAGUGCUAACUGUGACAUACUGGAGGCUAUGAGUUCUGUGUACGUCAAGAUUGGGCAGACAGAAAAUGGAAUAGAUGUCUGGAUCACUGCGUUCAGAAGUAAUCCUGGGAAUGCACAGAUUUUCUAUAAUCUCUGCAAGUUUUUUGUAGAACAGGGACGUGUAGAGAACUUAUCUUUUUUAAUGAAAGAUUUUGUAAAUUCAUUCUUUGAAAAUUUUGAUGAGGAAUAUAGUUCAACAGAUCUUCUGAGAUAUCUCUUGAAUUUCACUGUACCACUGGAUUUCAAAGCCCCAACAUGUAAAGUAGAUGGACCUAUUACUAUUUCAAAUAUUCAAACCACAUACCUCUGGCUUGUUUUCUGUCUGUGGCAAUCUCUAAAGGCAAGUACAGAGGAGGCGGCAGAUGCAUAUGAAGCUGCUUUAGGGGCUGUUAUGCAGCAGGAUAUACUGCAGAAGCUUUGGAUGGAUUAUCUUGUCUUUACUAACAGCAAAAUUGUGGGAUCCAGAAAUAAAGUUCAAGAUAGUAAGCAUUUUACCGAUUUAGUUAACAGAUGCCUAAUGACUGUUCCCACACGGCACCCCACUCCUUUUAGCACAGCUGAUUACUGGACCAACUACAAAUUCCAUAAUUUGGUCAUUUACUUCUAUUUGAGCUGUGUGCCAAAGACACAGCAUUCUAGGAUACUGGAGCGCUUUUCUUCCAUGAUGCCUACAAAUCUUGGACUUGCACUCAGGGCACUUAAACAAGAAUUGGAAGACAACAAUAUGCAAAUUGUGAAAAUGCAAUCCAAGAUGUUUACUUAUAACUUCCCAAUGUGCCUGUCCAUCUGGAAAAUAGCCAUUGCAGUAGAAACUUUCCUAAAGGGACAGAAGGAGGUCCAGCGUCUGUACCAAAGAGCCCUACAGAAGUUGCCUCUGUGUGCUGAACUUUGGAAAGAUCAACUCUUGUUUGAAGCAUCAGGAGGAGGUAAAACUGAUAACCUGAGAAAACUAGUUUCCAAGUUUCAAGAGAUUGGAGUCAGCCUAGAUGAGCUCUUAAAUUUAAACACAGAAAGCAAGAAUCGCUGAACACUCGUUGCAGUCAGCCAAAAUCCUACUCUAAAUUGCCAAAAUCGUCAAGAAUAGUCUGAUUCAGAUUAGCCUGUGAAAGUCACACCUACUCUGAGUCAUUGCUUUCUGUAACUGGGAAAUCAAAUUAUACUGCCCAACCUAAACUGGAGAAUUGAAUUCCAAACUCUGGCCUGCUACUGGGCCCAACAAGGUUCUCUUUACAUCAUGUACGUAAGUAUAGUUAAUUAUAGUGAUUUGCCGUUUUAUUGUUUGUCUAUUUAUUUAUUUUUUACUUUUUUUUUUUUGUGUUCCUUCUCUUUUCCCUUACCCUCUUCAUUUAUGUUUGCAAUCCCCGUUUGUUGUGUUUCUAACUUGUUUGACUCUCUCACUGAUGCCUGUGAGACCCUAUGUCUUUAUAUUAACUUUGGGGGCUGCUGUUUACAAUCCAAAAGCAAUCAGUCUCUCAUUCUAAGUCCUUUCCAAUUUGGUCAUUUUUCAUUUUGAAAACAGUGGGAGGUUUUGGGGAAUUAUAGCAGUUAAAGCAAAGAGCAGCAGGUCCUCGGCCAAACCAAGGCUGUCAGUCUGCUAAGUGCACUUGAGGGAUUUUUUUUUCUUUCUUUUACAUUUCUGCAUUUUGGACUCUUAAGUUGAGACUGCUAAACUUGAAGACAAAAGAUACUAUUGCAAAAUGCCAGUGCAUCAGAGCCGAAGAGUGGUCAAUUAAUACGUGCAAUUUUUCUUUGUAAAGAAGUUUAAUUUAUAAUAAAGUUUAACAGUUUAAAGUACAAUAUAUAAUGGAAAUAUUGUUUUGUAUUAUGGUACUACCUUGUGUAGUACUAGAACUGUUUAUACAAAUCUAUUUUAAAUAUAAUUAAACUUUUUUAAUAAAACA